UCCUCACUACUCAGUUGAAAUGUUUGCCCGCUCGUCAUAAUGCGGCUUUUGUCGUUAGUGGAGAUAUAAAACAUUAGAUCUGUAAUAUAUUGUGGACUUAGUAAGCGGAUAUGAAGCUAACACGGAAACUGGUGCUCGCCAAGGCGAAGGCCUCCGACCUGGACAGCGUAAAGAAACUAAACUGCUGGGGAUGCAACCUUACUGAUAUUUCAAUCUUCUCUCAAAUUCCCAACAUUACGGUGCUGACACUGAGUGUCAACAGCAUCUCGUCUCUUGCUCCUCUGGCUGACUGUCUGUCUCUGUGCGAGCUCUAUCUGAGGAGGAACAUGAUUCCCUCUCUCUCCGAGCUCUCUCACCUGCGCCCGUUGACACGUCUCCGGGUGCUCUGGUUUGCCGAGAACCCGUGCUGUGGAACUGAGUCCAGACAGUAUCGGCUUACUGUGCUGCGCUGCCUGCCUCGUCUCCAGAGGCUGGACAACCAGGUAGUGACAGAGGAUGAGAUGGCACUUGCUAUGAUGGAGGGUGAUGUGGUCACCAUGCCGCCAGACAGCGCCCCAAACCAGCUUUCUACAAACGGACUUCCAGAAGCAGAGACAGAGAAUGACCCGCUCAACUACAACAUGGAAGAGACCAAUAAAAUCAGACAAGGGUUGGGGAUGAAGCCUCUUUCCAGAGACAAGUUCUCCUCUCUGUCCUCUCCAUCAACCAAAGAAACCAAAUUAUCUAUGAAAAAGACACACACCCUUGAUGCGGUGCUGCUGCUGCUGAAUGAUUUGGACGAAGAGGAGCUUCGCUUUGUGCACACAGCAACGCAGAACAGACUCGCGACGUACACACUGGACCCAGAAACACUCAAAGAUUCAUUGCAGUCACAGAAAACCACUGACAUCCAACACUGAAACAACAUGAUCCGAAUCGUACUGUAUAUAAAUAUGGAUGACAUGACAGCUUCCUAAAAAGUGAAGCCAAAGUAUCUUCUUCACCUCCUGGUGGUUGGCUGCAGACGUCUCAUCCAUAUAAAGUCUAUGUUCCUAACCCCCUCACAUAUGCACACAUGCUCUUUCUGAUUCUAAUAAGCACGUCACAUGAGGAAGAGAACUGAAUAAUUUCCUCAGCUUUUUUUGUUUUUUUGAGCAGCAUGCCUGCCUGCCUUGUAAGAACAAAAGAAUGUAUGUUUUGCUAAAGGUAAAUCUAUUUCUGUAAUG
Limanda limanda (common dab) is the source of this 1205-nucleotide messenger RNA. It is a transcript of the gene cfap410, whose product is annotated as cilia and flagella associated protein 410. Gene Ontology annotation, molecular function: protein binding. The record is from RefSeq and is a predicted model, not a curated record. The transcript is spliced from 7 exons. Bases 111 to 899 code for a protein of 262 amino acids. NCBI's taxonomy places the organism in Eukaryota, Metazoa, Chordata, Actinopteri, Pleuronectiformes, Pleuronectidae. Gene Ontology annotation, biological process: cytoskeleton organization.